Messenger RNA from Penicilliopsis zonata CBS 506.65, 393 nucleotides. RefSeq lists its product as hypothetical. Lineage: Eukaryota; Fungi; Ascomycota; Eurotiomycetes; Eurotiales; Aspergillaceae. The record is from RefSeq and is a predicted model, not a curated record. The coding region runs from base 1 to 393 and encodes 130 amino acids. The transcript has a single exon.
AUGCGUCCUUUGACCACCGCUGCGUAUGAGAAAUUAGGCCUGAUGGCCCCCUCGCGCUCGCGCUCCACCAGUCCAGAGCCGUAUGGCGCCGAGCGGCCCCGGCGCCGCGACACAAGCUGUGGCUGGCGCCGCUGGGUCCCUGGCCGGCUGGUGGUGCUAAUACUCGUACCGCUGGCCACGUUCAUCGCACUGCUGGUCAUCGGGGCCUUGCUUCUCCGCCGCACAUGGAACCCGCUCCUCUCGCAGAUCACCAUCACGGCCAACAUCCCACCGGACUUUUGCGGCCACACGCCCGCCGAGGCCAAGGCCGCCGGGUGCGCCUUUGAAAUGAACAAUUUUGCCUGGAUGCAUCCGGACUGCUACGACCAGGAGCAAUCCGAGCGAGCUCUAUAA